This is a messenger RNA of Penaeus indicus, 4763 nucleotides long. RefSeq lists its product as uncharacterized. NCBI's taxonomy places the organism in Eukaryota, Metazoa, Arthropoda, Malacostraca, Decapoda, Penaeidae. The transcript has 5 exons. The coding region runs from base 5 to 1291 and encodes 428 amino acids. The record is from RefSeq and is a predicted model, not a curated record.
GAACAUGGCGAGUGGUAUGUACCAGCAAAUGGUGGUACCCGCGCCCUACCACUUCCAUCAGCCACAGCCACAGCCCACCCCGACGGUGACACAAGAACCUGAGCCCAAGAAGGAACCCAAGAAGCGCAAGAAACCCGCGGAGAAGGCUAAUGGCGAGAAAAAGAAGCCUCGUAUCAUCGGUCAGACGGCGUACAUGGCUGGGCUGAGACUAGACUCAGGGGACGUUGGAGGGGAACAGCGGGGGGAGUGCUCAAGAUGCAAUAAGAAAAAGUGCUUUAAACACGCAGAUGCUAAGAACAAGAAUCAGAUGUCCAAAAAGACGCCAGAGGACACAGUUCUGCAGAUGAAGAAGCACAUGCUAAAGCUCCUCUCCAAUCAUGAUUACCCUACCUUCUGCAAGAAUGACCAAAAGAACGGGCAGAUUGAUGUCGACAUCUCCAAAAUGCAUCGGUCUUAUCUGGAGGAACACGAACCACAAGCAUUUGAACCACCGCCCAGCAAUGAUCCUAAUAGAGAAUAUAAACCUAAAGUGAAACAGUGGUUAUAUAGAAAAAUAUUUUUAGAUGAAUUCAAGACAUUCGAAUAUAAUGCAUGUAAACGUCACAUUGGAGAUCUAAGACGCAGUAUAGAGAGUGUUAUGAUCCAGAAAAAGAAAAAGGCACCGAAACCGAAGCCUCCUGCUCCACCGCCUCCUCAACAACAGCAGGCGAUGCCACAGGACUACAGUAUGAACAACCAUGCUCUCAAUAAUGGUGGACCUCAAGAUAUGAGUCGCACUGCUAUUCCUCCAGGAACUAUCAUAGCUGCAUCACCACAUCCACCAGCAAGUACGGCGCCAGGGGGAUACCAGCCCAAUCUGAUGAACCUUGGUGUUGAUACAUCAUCCACACCUGUAUCAUCGAUGGCCACUAUGGGUGCAACCUCUACACUUCACAACUCCUUAGCUACGUACAUGACGCAGCAGGUUCAACCAAACAUACUCUUUGGUCUUGGGCAGCAACAGCAGCCACCACCAGCACAACAGCAGCCUCUCAACUUGCAAACUUCACACCAGGGACAACCAGCCAUGCAACCUCCACCUCAUCAACCUCCAGGAACAUCAGCUGCACCCACUGCUGCUCCUCCACUACCACUAAAUUUGCACAAUCCAUAUUAUGUGUCUUUGGGUCCAAUGUUGCCACUACCUAUGUCCACUCCACAACAUAACCAUCAACAGCAAUUCCAACAAAAUAUGUUGCAGCAACAGCAAGGCAUUCCUGGUGGCUUUAAUCAACAUACCAUGUACCAGUGAGGCAAGGCGGCCCCCGGCUCCACCCACUACCCGUCCCCUGUGCCAGCACAGCACCGAAAUCAAUAUUGUCCAUAUACACACAUGCCGACUAUACCUUCUUCUUACCAGUAUACCUGGUCACCAACUUCAUCUACAGCACCAAGUAAUACAUUGGCUUCUCGACAAAGUUUUCCUACAUCAUUUUCUACACAAACACAACACUCCUAUGUAGCAAAUUCUGUGCCACCACUUACAUCACAACACUUUCCACAAACUCAUAUGUCCCGUCCACUCGGUUCUGCUAAUCAGCAUAUUUCCAACACAAGUCAGCCAUUAUAUAACCAACAACAGUCAUAUGUGGUUGUAACUGUUACCACAGGAAAUCAGAUAAACAAUUGUAUCCAAUCUAAUUCAGUAGUUAAGCAACCACAAUCCUCUACUUCUUCACAAACAACUACUCAUUCAUAUACAACAUCAAAUAAUACACCAACCAUGGCACAAAUGGACAUGGCAAACUUUCACACAAACACAGCACAAAAUCACUUCACAGCAAAUGCUCUUCCAGUGACUACCGCACAUGUAAAUAAGUCCACAAGCUCAGUUAAUCAACAAAUAAUCCCUCAGAAGAAUGAAACCAUUAAUCAGCACACUUAUAUUCCAAUGUAGUGGUAUGAGAAAUGUUAAUAGUUCUUCACAUGUGUAUCAGAUUCUUGAAAAAGAUAAUACUUGCUGAAAUUAACCUGGAUGCAGGUUAGGUCAGUAGACCUUGCCUGUUUUUUUUUUCCCCCCCCCUCUUUUUUGUUUUUUUCCAUGUGUCUGGUAGGGUUAACGAUAGUGGCCACUUCAAUGGAGAAAUGAAGCAUUUCGGUGGGACUACGGGGCCGAGCUGUCAGUUCAAAAGUAUGCAGCUCAUGUAAACCUCAAGUGACUUUGCAAUUCAUUUAUACCAGUGUUUUUUCAGAUUUUAUAAUCAUGAAUAAUGUACUUCUUUCUAACAAGUCCUGAAAACAAAUAUAGAUUUAGGACCUAACUGAGAAACCGUAUCAAGCUAGGAGUUAAAAUGUCAAAAGAAUUUACAUUGGCAUGGGUGGGCUUGUAAAAAUCAAAUAUUUUUCUUUUUGUUAGAAAUUUUAUUUCAAAGUAGCAAGUUCAUGAUCAUAAGGUGCCCAUAAUUUGAUUAGGUAGUGACAGCAUUACCUAGGACAUGAAAUGUGUCACUAUUUAUUUCAGGUGAAAAGUAACGAUUUCAGAAGGAAAUGUGUCAAGCAAUCUCUUUGUAUGGGCUUCCUCAAAACAGGACUUUUUAAUGAAAAUUAUGAUAUUCUUGCUAUCUGUACUAAUGCUCUGUUCAAGAAAACAAGGUAAGAAACUUUUUACACUUGUCCAAUUGUCUGUGAUGAAUCCCAUAAUUUAGCAUUGGAUUUCAAAUAUGACCUUGGCCUUUUGUGGGCAUUUAGUCUUUCUUUCUGUAAAUUGAAUUCCAUAUUUGUGAUGGUAGAAUACUAUGCAGUAUCUUUAUUAUUGUAUCCUCUUAUAAUGUACUCUUUUUACUUAAACUUAUAAAUCUUAUGCAGUAGUAACUUAGUUAAUAGUUACUUUCAGAUAUGUAUGUAAAUACUUGUUCUUUAGUCUGAAUGAUAACUGUGCAUACUAUUUCUUAUAUUAAAACAAUUGCUCUCUUUAUCUGCAGCUGUUCCUAAGAACAUAGAUUUUUAUCAUUUUGUUGCCAUGUUUGUGUAACCCACAAUACCACUUCAGAGCAUUCUUGCCUAAUGUAAGGCCAGGUGGUGCUUUAAAUGCACAAUGUCUGAAAAAAAAACAAUAUUCGAGUCUUGACAUUAUUUUAUAUCAAAAUUGUCAGGUUGUUAAAAGUGUAUGAAUAAAAACCUCAUAAAUGAGCUUGAUGUUAGAUAGUGAAUUAUUAGAGGUAUUAAUGAAAUAUGAGUGAGUAUACUUAGGUUGUAAAUUUCAAGGCUUGACUGUUAUCUCAGGCAUCAUCAGUGUACCUAACCCAAGGGCAUUGAGUCACAAACUAUUGGAUAUUGUCUAGUAUCCAAAGGGCUGAGGGACAUAACAGUAUUGGCAGCCAGUAUCACAAAUAGUCUAUAAGAAGGGCAUUGAUACAGUUUACCAAAAGUCCUUUCUUUGUUAUGUAUAUAUCUGGUGGGAGGGUUCUUCGUCUAUAAACUUUUGAUUUGCUAGGGUAUUUUACAUGUCACAAGUCUGUUUUAAAUAUAAAUAUCGAAACGUGUUAAAAGUUAUGCAGAACUCCAUAUGUGGAAACAUAUCCCAAGGGAAUUUGAUGAGGAGCUGUGGUGUCAAAAUAAUUAUUUUUGUACACUAGGCUAGAGAUGUCUUGAUUGUGUAUCAGAUGGAACCAGCACAGUAUGAGAUAAAGAUGCAAGUCAGCGCUGCUUCCACCUACUACUUCAGUUAUAUUUAUGUAAUUACUUACGUAAGACAAAAACUCAUUUUCUGCUGCUCUUGCCAUUCUUGUCAUUAUUGGCUGACAAUUGAUAUUACAUAUCACAAAAAAAUUAUUUUUUUCAUUUUUUCUUUCUUUCUUUCUUUUUCUUUUUUUUCAAUUAUUAGACAUUAUUUGCUUUUGAUUAUGGUGUUACUCAUAGCUCUUCCUCUAUUUGUGCAUCUUUAUUGAAGGUUUUAUUACUGGAAAUAUUUGAUUUAUUAUUAUUUUUUUUAUUAUCAGAUUUGUUGUCACUACUUGACUGUAUCAUUCAUAGUACAAUCAACAUUAAUAUUAUUACAACUUUUACCAUGACUCUUGGUAUUGUUAAUGUAAUACAAAAUAGAUAAUGAAUAUUUUUGUAACACCUGUACGAAUGGAUGAUAUUUGGCCAUGUUGAUUAGUAGCAUUCAUUAGUAUUCACCAGUGAUUUAUCUUAAAGUAUAUGUUGAUAUUAUUUAAUUUUCUGCCACGACUAUUAAGGAGUUUAUUUCCUCAAUAACACAAGAAUUUAUUUUUACUUAAUUGUGUUUCAUGGUCAUGUGUGUACUGUGUGAUCAUGAAUCACACUGAAUACCUGUACAAAGGAGGGCCUCCAUACGGGACUGAUGCAAAGGUUUAGUUUAACUAAAAGUGCCAGUGUCUGAUGUUACAUGUGUCUUACUUUUGAUUUGCAGUGGUUAGAAGGAUUGAAACACUUUCAAAGCAAUUUUGUGUGGCUUGCCCAUGAGUGCUAUAUGGUUGUUUAUAUUUUUCUAAUUAAUCGUAAGUACAAGUUCCAUAAGUUUGUGCUGCAGCUGUAUGUAUCAUGCAGCUAUUACUACAGACAGAAAUCUCAUCUAGAAUCUUUUUAAGGGCUGUGUAGGUUUUCAUGGCCCUCAUACAUGACUAUUACUUGUUUAGUUGAGCUGGUAACAAAUGUACAGUGACGUGCUGGCUUUCUUUUUGUAUCUGUUUUACGAGUCUUCAUCUUUGAGGACAAGAAAUAGCAUUUUGAUUUACAGGUUAUCAUAUAUAUAAUUUUUAUAA